Mycosarcoma maydis (corn smut) is the source of this 5247-nucleotide messenger RNA. RefSeq lists its product as uncharacterized. NCBI's taxonomy places the organism in Eukaryota, Fungi, Basidiomycota, Ustilaginomycetes, Ustilaginales. The transcript has a single exon. The record is from RefSeq and is a predicted model, not a curated record. The coding region runs from base 1 to 5247 and encodes 1748 amino acids.
AUGAGCUCGAUUGCAUUCCCUGCAUCUGGCCAAGCUCAGCAGGAGCAUACAGCCUUCCAUCAAACUGCAGAGCAGCUCUAUCAGUCGGUCGAGCACGCCAUCCAUGCUCCCUCGCCAGCUGCAACCGUUCCCACUUUCAACAGCAACACUUCCGAUGUCGGUACCAUUGGCAAACCUGCCAACUCGGCCACACCCUCGGCGCUAGGCAACGAAACGUCCGCAGCUCCAAAGCCCAAGAUAACCAAGCGCAUCAACGCUCGUCUCCAACUCGCCGCAGCUCUCAUCGAGGCUGACAACGAGCGAAUCCUCGAGAAAGCUCAGUUCUGGCAUAUCUACCAUCCCCCUCAAGCGAAUGACAUCGUACAUCCGCCGCCUCCUCCGCAGCCAGCGCUUGCCAGUCAGAGCGCUAUCUUUGCCCCCUAUCGAGAGGGUGCAAGCAUCGCAGUCAAGCGUCAUGUCCGCACCUGGAGCGCAGCUACCGGUCUUUCCCGCCUCCUUGCCGCUGACGACGAUGGAAAGCGUCCCAGCGUUGACUUUCUCGGCGUCGCUCUUCCCACUGAACAACGUGCACGCAGCCGUGCUGGCAGCAGCGUUGGAGGCCUCAUCGACACUGAAGCCACACGCAGUCGAUCAAACAGUCUCUUCUCCAACGCUGCUCCCUCUGUUCUCGGCCGUACUUCCAAGCCCGGCUCCCGUCCCCAAAGCAUCCUUGCUCUAGCUGACGGUGAAGACGCCAUCGAUACCGAUGCAGAUGCGCUGAGCGAAUGGGGAGUCGAAAAGUUCCUUAGCAAGGAUGAACGCGAUCGCAUCGCUGCUGGACAACGCAACCGCGCCCAAAGUCUGGCUGGCAGCAUCGCCGUCCGCCCAUCCUUUGAACAGCUCCGUUCUUCCGUCACAGAACGACGCUCCAUGGAGGCGGAUCGCAACAUGGCAGACUCAGCACCUGCAGUGCGCAGAGCUAGCUCCGAGAUAGUAGGAGCUUCCACUGCCGCUAUUGACGCGGGAGAUCCGAAGCUCGAGCUCUUGGCCAAGAUCAAGCUCUACCGAGAACGCCAGGAGAACCUUCCCCCGUCCGAGUGGGAUGGACCGGGACCAACAGCUACCAAGGAUCAAGUCGUUGAACAUAUCAUUGCUUCCUCUGACGACAACAAGCGAGUAUCACUUCGCGAGGCCUCACGCGAAUUGCGCAGUGCUACUCCUCCAGCUGUUGCUAAUGCCGUUCAAGAUAGCAACAGUGCUAUGACAGCACCAGCGCCAGAAGACUCUAUCAUCGACCAACCUUGCCCAUCGCCUCUUGCAAGCUCCAUCAACCCAUCUGCCGCCUUGAUGGUACAGCCCCCUGUGGAUUCUGUUGACGCCGGCGAAAUUGCGCAGGUAUCCGAGCAGAGUCUUGCCGGAGCACCUGCUAACGUCGCAGAUCCAUCAUCCAAUGAGACUCAACCGGCAUCUAUCUCAUCAACCGCUGUACAGGUUUCCCAACCUUCUCUCGAUCAGACGGGCUCUACAGAAGCUCAUGACAUGGUCGGCAUUGGCUCUUACUCGCGUAGCACCUCGCGACGAAACUCGUUCCUCGCAGGGCCUCUGCUGAAUUCUCACGCUGAAGGGAUCAGCUCAUCCAGUGUACCUGAACAACAGCCACCUCCGCCCCUGACUGCAGCCCAGGACGCUGUGUCCGCGGCGCCGUUGUCCAGCUUCUCGACACCUCAACGCCGCCAAAGUCGAGGAUGGGUGACGGACCAAUUUGCCGAGCAUGAUCUAGGUCUUGGACCCAGCCCCUUUGCGGCUGCCUUGCUAGCUGCCAAUUCCGGACUUGGUCAGGCUCGCGACUUCGAAGCGGGCCCAACUCAUACCCCCUCUCCUGCCCUCGAUUUCAACAGCCUCACCACGCGUCAGCUCCAGAACGUGGCUCGUAAUUCUACAUUUCCAAUGCAUCUCGGCAUCAACCGCGAUCUGCUUGCUGACGAGGAGGUCAACGACGACGACGAUCCGUUGGAUCAGAACGGAUUCAAAAUCGUCCCCAAGCGUCGAAGACCGUCCUCAGCCGAUUUUACCGCCCUCGCCAAAGAUCUCGCGCAGACAGGUGGCGAAAAUUUUGAGAUUCAACUAGGUGAAGGCGCUGAACCUGACUUGUCAUCGGCCAACUGGGGCAAGCCACGUAAAAAGUGGUUUCGCUUGAGCAUGAUGAUGGAUGCGAAAGGCAAGCCCAUCAAGUCCAAGAAGACCGCUGCUACGGAUGGCGACGAGGGAGACGGUGAGUCCGACGCGGAAGCUCUGACCGCUGGAAUUGGAGAGGCAGUUCACCCCAACGAGUCGGAAAAGCAAUCCGGAGGUCUUCUCGAUAGCAAUGCUGCGGAUCAGUCAGCAGAUGUGGCCAGCUCUGCACCACUGAAUGAGUCAGAAGACAUCGACGACGAUUUUGUCAGCCCACCACGUCGAGGGCCGCUUCGCCCGCUAGGACUGGCCGCUCGAACACCUCAGACUAUUGUGAUGCCUCGGCCGUUACAAGGCACCGAGUUCGCGCCAAAGCUGCGUCUCACAGAGGACAUGUCAGCUUCAUCUGAUACCAAGCGGCACAGCUUGCACGUUCCUGAUGGAUUUGUGCUGCACGACAGCCGAGGUGGUCUGCCUCCCAUGCGCAGCCUGGUGGUUCACAGCGCCAACGGACCUCAACCCCUCUUUGCAGCCAAGGCGGGCAACAAGAAGCGAGAUCAGACAGCUACGAGACUCAAACCCAUUCAAGUGGACAGAGCCGUCCAAGUGCCCGCCGCUGCGCCAAGAGGAAUCGGACGGCGAGCUGCUGCCCCAACCACCGCCCUCUUCCGUAAUCACCUGGUGCAGCAUGAUGACGAACGUGAGGGAUGGGGUUUCGAGGCGGGCACUCGAGUUGACGACAUCUUCCAUCCGGAUCAAGCGGAUAACUCUGACGACGAUGACAAACCACUUGCCGAUAUCAAGAAGCAGAGUCGAUCAGCCAAACGCGCAGCGAAGCGUCUUGCCAAAGAGAAGCGCAAGCGUAAAGUUGCACGCAGGAUCCGGAGAGCAAAGAGGGAAGAGGCACUCAAGGAGGGCAAAUCGUUCAAGGAGGUCGGUGUCGACGAGCUCAGUCCCGAUGAAGAUUUGGAUCUUAGCAGCACCAGUGAGGAAGACCUCACAGAAACCGAGACAGAGUCGGACCUUUGGGCUAGCGACGACGACAAGCGGUGGGUCGAUGACAGCAAGCCUGCCGGCAAACUGUAUGGCAAGAGUCUGUUGGAUCUUGCUUCUGAACGCAACCAAGAGCGUAAAUCCAAGGCGCGCUUCUACGGCCAGGUGCAGCUCGAGGAUGGUGAGCCCAUGCCUCUCGAGAUAGAUGACAAUCGCGAUGGAAUAGCCUCGUUACGUCCUGCUGGCUCUGUCUAUGACGAUGGCGCGUCCGUCUCGCCUAGCAUCGCCCGCGGCUUUCGCGACAAGCCUGUCGGAGUCAAUGAUACACGCGAGCGUAUGGAAGCGGUGUUCGGAGCGGACCAGAUCUGGGCUAGGGAAAUGGCCAAGAGGCAGCAAGAGGAUGCGGAGGAGGCAGAAAAGGCCAAAGAAAAGGCUCAACGGGAAGCAGCAGCUCGUCAACAACGAGAGGCAAAAGCAACAGCAAAGAAGGAGCGAGGCUUGUUCACGAUCGGCAGGAAGAGCAAAAAGAAUCUGGGCAUCUCGAACACUUCGGCGGUCAACAGCAUGGUCAGUCUCACUGGCUCAGAUGCCGUCGCAGGUUCGAUUGCUCCAUCUAGUGGUGCUCUUGGGGAGGGAGAAGCUCAGUCUGAGCUGCCUGUACGCAGUCAGACUCCUGUAGAGCCUCCGGUGAUCGCUCUCGACAUUGACGAUGACAACGAUGCGCGCGGAGAUGGGCAGCAUGGUCGAAGGAGCCUGAAUCUGCUUGCUGGAGAGGAAACGGCCGCACAAGAAUGGCUCAUUGAAUCUGACGUCGAACCGGAAACGAACGACCAGGCGCCGGACUCCAGCGACGAUGACGUUCCGCUUGCUCAAGUCAAGAAGAAUGUGGCAUCGCGCCCGUCUUCUUUCGCUGCCGGCCUCGCGCUGAAUUCGGCAAGGUCCGGCAAUGUGGAAUCUUCUGAUGAGGAGUUGCCGCUGGCGGCGCUCAAGGAGAAACGCAUUCGGCAGUCUAUGAUGUUUGGUGGUGGAAAGCUAGACCUCGACUUUACUACCUCAAGAGACAGCUCCCAUGCCAAUGGAAGCUUGGGGAAGCAUUCAGUGUCGGCUUCCUCACCCUGCCGCGACAGCUUGCAAAAGACGAAUGGUACGUUGCAGAAUGGUCUCGUCCCGCCGCUUUCGCAGCACGCUGCGAGUGCCAGAGAUGUUCCGUUUGUGGAUGACGAGGACUCAGAUGAAGACCUGCCUCUCGGUCAUAGACAUCCCGGAGGCGACGCAGCGCUCGUUGCAAUGCGCACUGCGCUCGAAAACCAAAAGCGUGCGAUCAAGGAAGCGAGACAAGCCGAAAAGGCGCAGAAGAGGGCUGCAAGGCUGGCGCAACAGGCCAGUGCGAAUGAUACGAAUGCGAAUCCCAACGACGGUGACGAGCAGGCUAGAGUGGACGCGAAUGCCAGCGAUGCGGGUGACGACAGCGACGAGGACGACAGCGAAGACGAUAAGCCGCUAGGUUAUGUCCACCCUCAAGCAGCGAUCAUCGCAGAGCAGGCAGCGCUGAUCCGACAGUUGCAGUCUGAAAGGGAGCAACAAGACCAACAGCAGCAGCAGGCACGUCUUGUUUCUUCGUACUCCAGCAUGAUGUCGCCAUCUGGAGUCGAUGCGCGCCCGUCAAUGAUGCUGAAUAGGAUGAGCGGACUUCCCAGCUUCAUGGGCGGCAUGGGUGGACUGGGCAUGGCCGACCCACGCCAGUCGAUAAUAGGACUGCCGACCAACGGAUCGAUGUUAAUGGGAACGUCUCAGUUCGAUGGGUUGCCAGCACCGGCGAUUGGAUUGCCCUUGGGCAUGUCGAUGACGUCGCCUUCGCAGAUGGGCAUACCUGUAGCACCAGGCUCGCAGAUUGGCGUCUCAGCUGCCAUGUCUCCGGCGUUGACGAUGCCAAUGAUACCUGGCACACCGCAGAUGGGAGCACCUAUCGCGCCGAACCCGAUGACCAUGAUGCUGGAUCCCAAAGCGUCUUCCAUCCACAACUGGCGAACCCAGGUGCCGGCUGAUGCAACCGCUCCUAUCACGCCGCCCGGCGGUGCCUCGGCGAUCAACUCUGCUAGAUGA